CAGCGCGCGCACGGGACUGCGGAGCGGCGGAGCCGGCGGAGAGGACCGGACGGCGGGGCCAGCGCGCAGCACUCGGCGCCGGAGCCAGCAGCAGUCCGCUCGCCGUGAGGGACCUGCGCUUGCAAUAUGACAUUGGAGGAAUUCUCGGCUGGCGAGCAGAAGACGGAACGGAUGGACAAGGUGGGCGAUGCCCUGGAGGAAGUGCUCAGCAAAGCGCGGAGUCAGCACACCAUCACGGUGGGCGUGUACGAGGCGGCCAAGCUGCUCAACGUCGACCCCGACAACGUGGUGCUGUGCCUGCUGGCCGCGGACGAGGACGACGACCGAGACGUGGCCCUGCAGAUCCACUUCACCCUGAUCCAGGCGUUCUGCUGCGAGAACGACAUCAACAUCCUGCGCGUCAGCAACCCGGGCCGGCUGGCCGAGCUGCUGCUGCUGGAGAGCGAGCCAGGCCCGGCGGCAGCGAGCGGCGGCGCCGCGGGACCCCCGGACCUGCACUGCGUGCUGGUGACGAAUCCACAUUCAUCACAAUGGAAGGAUCCCGCCCUAAGUCAACUUAUUUGUUUUUGCCGGGAAAGUCGCUACAUGGAUCAGUGGGUUCCAGUGAUUAAUCUCCCUGAACGGUGAUGGCAUCUGAAUGAAAAUAACUGAAGCAAAUUGCACUGAAGUUUUGAAAUACCUUUGUAGUUACUCAAGCAGUUACUCCCUACACUGAUGCAAGGAUUACAGAAACUGAUGUCAAAGGGGCUGAGUGAGUUCAACUACAUGUUCCGGGGGCCAGGAAAUAGAUGACUUUGCAAAUGGAAAGAGGUGAAAAUGAGGGAAGCUAUGUCGAAGCAGAAAUACAAGUCAAAAGGAACAAAAAUGACAACUGUGCAGGAAAGGAAACUAGUAUGGAUGACUUACAUUAAAAUAAGCCAAAUACACUUUGUUAAAGGUUUAAAUGUGUAGCAGUAGUUCAUGUAUUUUGGUUUAUAUGCCCUCAAGUAAAAGACAAGUCAAAAGGGUUAAUCAUAUUUUAAAACCAUAUUUUAUUGUAUUUUGAUGAGAUGUUAAUUCUCAAGUGUUUUAUUAUAGUAAAUUGUACUAAGUUAUUUUAUGACAUGAAGGUUUAUUUAUACUAAAAUUUUUUGAAACACAAUACCUAAAAUAAACUGGUAUGGAAUAAU
This is a messenger RNA of Jaculus jaculus (lesser Egyptian jerboa), 1169 nucleotides long. It is a transcript of the gene Gadd45a, whose product is annotated as growth arrest and DNA damage inducible alpha. The transcript is spliced from 4 exons. Gene Ontology annotation, biological process: regulation of cell cycle. The coding region runs from base 127 to 627 and encodes 166 amino acids. Gene Ontology annotation, cellular component: cytoplasm; nucleus. NCBI's taxonomy places the organism in Eukaryota, Metazoa, Chordata, Mammalia, Rodentia, Dipodidae. The record is from RefSeq and is a predicted model, not a curated record.